Messenger RNA from Kluyveromyces marxianus DMKU3-1042, 765 nucleotides. It is a transcript of the gene MATA2, whose product is annotated as mating-type protein A2. The record is from RefSeq and is a predicted model, not a curated record. Lineage: Eukaryota; Fungi; Ascomycota; Saccharomycetes; Saccharomycetales; Saccharomycetaceae. The transcript has a single exon. Bases 1 to 765 code for a protein of 254 amino acids.
AUGUCGAACUCUACGCUAAGAAGAACAACUUUUUUCAAGCUUUCUACGAAAGAAGAAGCAUGCUCCAGUAAUAAAGCAGUGCAAAGUAAUAACAACUCUAUUGAAUUUCCUAAUUUGAAGAGAAAUGGUAAGGCUUUUACUUGCUCAUCCAAUGAAAAAACUUCAAAGAAGUUUACUAGACCAAGAAAUCAAUUUGUGCUUAUGCGUACACUCUUUAAUAGAUGUGUGACUACACACAUCUUAGAACAUUUUAACCAAACAAAGAUUCAGAAAAACAUGUUUUCAGUUACUUCUAAAAUAACUUCGGAACUUUGGAACGAGUCCCCCUCUGAACUCAAAGUUUAUUUUCUGCUAUUAGCAACUUUAGAAGAGAACUGGCAUAAAAACAAACAUUAUUGUUCAUGGGACAAACAGUCAUCUCAGACGCUUAGUAUGGAACCUAUAGAAAAUUCCCAUAUAUUUUCCAGACUGGCAAUAAGUCUGUCAAUGGGAGUAGGGAGUGCUGUAAGUUCAUAUAGCGCAAAGGAUUUGUGUCUAUUCCCUAAGACUAGAACCAAAAAGAAGAGGGUUGCGUCACCAACUCUGUUACCCAACCAAAGGUUCAAUUCAAAAUUCAACUCAAAACUCUCUCAAGAUACAAAAACAAAAUCACCAAAAAGCUUGGUUAGACUAAAGUCAACCAAGCUUCCAACCCAAUCUGGUAAAGUGUUUAAGAAACGCUAUCAAAAUGAAAACCGGGUUAUCGAAGAUCUCUUCCUUGUUUAA